AUGUCCUCACCUUCCGACUCCAAUCCGACUGCUCUACCCCCCUCCGGUCAUCCAUCUCUAGACCUCCCAUCUCUUCACCCAUUAUCCCACGAUCACCCAUUACUCUCUUCCGACCAAUUCGACGUUGAUUCCUUUUUAUUAAGUAGGGUCUGGGUCCCGUUGGAUGAGCUCAGAGGAGAAUUGAGGGAAUAUCUCGGGAUCUUGAGAGAAGAAUUGGUCCAACUCAUCAAUGACGACUAUGAAGAGUUCAUUUCACUCGGUACUGGACUCAGAGGGGAAGGAGAUAGGUUAAGAGGGUUAGAACAACCUCUAACAGGUUUAUGUGGGGAGAUUGAGACCGUCAGAGAUGUCCUUUUGACACACCAAGAAGCCGUUCAAUCAAAACUCGAAGAACGGGCUGCUUUGAGGGAAGAACGUGCCUUAUUAGAUCUCCUCCAAAGACUAUUCGAAACACUUUCCCGUGCCGAAACCCUCCUCGCACCUUCUAAUCCAUCAGAACCUUCAGAUCGUUCCAAACUCGUAGCUCGAGUAGCUGGCGAAUAUACACAAUUAGUCUAUCUAGUCAAUAAAGCGAAGAGUGAGAAAUGUGAAUUAGUUCAAGUCGUUUCCCCUCGUGUAGACUCUAUCCGAGAGUCUCUUUCGAAAGAUUUGUCGAAUAUCUUAUUAGGCACUUUGGACGAUAAACAUGAGUUGAAAGUUUGUUUAAGGACUUAUGAGUUGAUUGAGGGAUGGAAAGAGGCAGAAGAGGUGAUAAGGAGGUCUGUCAGGGAUUUCUGCGAGCAUACAAUUACACCCUCUGCACUCACCGCCCCAUCCUCAGCCAUCCCUAAAACUCCUCAUACACCCGCAACAUUCCGUAACCCAUUCGAUCCCUCUCCUCAACUCUCUGAACCCACUCCCCUCGCUGCACUGUAUAACCAAGUCUUGACCCAUCUGACAACAUAUCAACCGCUCAUGAAUGUCGCAGAGGGAUUAAACAAUUCCCACGGUAACGAUCCCCGAGAAGGAGAUAAAGGUUUCGAUUUUUUCGGGAAGGUCAUUUGGCCUGAACUCAGUGGGAGUAUUGCGAGUAAGUUGGGGAAUGUGAUUUUCGCUGCUGGUAGACCGGAUGAGUUGCACAAGCACUACACCACGACAUACAACUUCAUUUCCCUACUCGAAACCCUGGCUCCCAGUCAAGAAUCCAUCAUAUCUAUGCGACAGAGCGAAUCGUACGAGGCGUUCUCUAGACGAUGGCAAUUACCUGUAUACUUUCAAUUAAGGUGGAAAGAAAUAGUUGGUAGUUUGGAAAAUACUCUUACAUCCCCACCUUUACAAACGUCAGGAGAACCCAAGACCCCUUCUCGGUCGAUGAUGGAGAAAGAAGCGACAGAAGAAGGGGAAUGGAAUUUGACACAAAGUCAAUUCGCUUGGAAAGCGUUUGAGAGAUGUUGGUCGGAAGAUGUUUACGUACCUGAAUUAGCUGCUCGAUUCUGGCGUUUGAGUUUACAGAUUGUGUCGAGGUACGGACGCUGGCUUCAGACCACGUUAGAGACUUACAAGCUGGGAGACGAAGAUACGAGACAGGAAGAUACAGCAUUGAGGUUUGUAGCUGCGGGUAUCAUGGAUGUGGAUUUGUUCGUUAGUAAGGCAAGAGGGUUGGAUGUUCUCAAAGGGGUGGAUUUUGAUGACCUCCUCAAUCUCCCUUCCUCUUCCCUCAUCUCCACCCUCCUGUCUAUACUCGUCAAACGAUGUUCCGAACCGCUCAAACUGAUUCGUUCAAUAGCAUCACAAUUGCGAGCUUCACCUUCUUCCUCUACCCAACCCACUCCUUCUCAUUUCAUCCCGACAAUUUUCAAACCUCUACAAGAACUACUGAACUCUCUUCCGACCCUCAAAGAGAAAUACGGAUGCGAUUGGUCCUCCCAAGUGGUCGAUACGGUAUGUACCAACUACGCUACGAUUCUAUCAAGUGUGAGAAAGACUGAAGACCUUUUGAGACGUCAUAGGAAGAGUAAGAAAGGUACGUUUGGGUUUUUCAGUGGAGGUGGUGGUGGUGGGAAUGGGGAAGAAGAAGAAGAAAGGUUUGGAAGACAGAUGAAAGUUGAUCUGGAAGGUCUACAGAAGGAAUUGAAUGGGUUAGGGGUGGAUGUAGAGUUGGAGAGUUUGAACGGAUGGAGGGAGUUGAGGGAUGUUGUGGAGAGACCUGGGGAAUGA
Messenger RNA from Tremella mesenterica DSM 1558, 2196 nucleotides. RefSeq lists its product as uncharacterized. Gene Ontology annotation, biological process: Golgi organization; protein transport; intra-Golgi vesicle-mediated transport. Gene Ontology annotation, cellular component: COG complex; membrane. Bases 1 to 2196 code for a protein of 731 amino acids. Lineage: Eukaryota; Fungi; Basidiomycota; Tremellomycetes; Tremellales; Tremellaceae. The transcript is spliced from 9 exons. The record is from RefSeq and is a predicted model, not a curated record.